This is a messenger RNA of Brachypodium distachyon (stiff brome), 1687 nucleotides long. RefSeq names its product homeobox-leucine zipper protein HOX5. Gene Ontology annotation, cellular component: nucleus. The coding region runs from base 472 to 1389 and encodes 305 amino acids. Gene Ontology annotation, molecular function: sequence-specific DNA binding; DNA-binding transcription factor activity, RNA polymerase II-specific. Gene Ontology annotation, biological process: positive regulation of DNA-templated transcription. NCBI's taxonomy places the organism in Eukaryota, Viridiplantae, Streptophyta, Magnoliopsida, Poales, Poaceae. The transcript is spliced from 3 exons. The record is from RefSeq and is a predicted model, not a curated record.
CCCUCUCUCCUUCAAGCUCCUAAACUUUAGCCACAGCAUUCACAAAGUCGCAAAAAGAUCCUCAAGAAACGAGAAAAUAACAGCAGGCGCUGCGUCUACCAUCGUGCUUUCUGUCCUCUGCAUACCACUGGGAAGAACGCUAUUUGCGUUUCGGUCCCUGGCCUUCCCCGUCCUGCCGCCGGUAAGGAGCAGCCCGCCGGCGAAAAUCCCGUCCCCCUGCCCUGCGGCGGUGGCAUGGGGUUCUCGCUGUACCCCAUGAAGACGUCUACGCGCAUGCUGUGGAGCACCAGCUUCUUCCGCCAUAAGCUCUCCACCUCCUUCUGAGCCACCCACCUCGCCUCUCCGUGGCGGAGGCUGCUGCUGCUGCGCACAGGUAGCCGGCGAAGUGCGCGCCUGCGUGCACGGAUUUCAUUAGGUUUGGUUUUGUUUGGAUUCUUCGAGAAGGACGAGGAGGAGGAGGGGGAGAAUAGGAUGGAUCCCGGACGCGUCGUGUUCGAUUCCGGCUUGGCGCGGAUGGCUGCCCCUGGCGGCGGCCGCGCGCAGAUGCUGCUCUUCGGCGGCGCCAGCAACACCGGCGGUUUCUUCCGAGGUGUUCCGGGCAUGGAUGACGAGCGGGUUGUUAGCAACAAGCGCCCCUUCUUCACGACGCACGAGGAGCUCCUGGAGGAGGAGUACUACGACGAGCAGGCGCAGGAGAAGAAGCGCCGCCUGACGGCCGAGCAGGUGCAGAUGCUGGAGAGGAGCUUCGGGGAGGAGAACAAGCUCGAGCCGGAGCGGAAGACCGAGCUGGCGCGGCGGCUGGGGAUGGCGCCGCGGCAGGUGGCCGUGUGGUUCCAGAACCGCCGCGCGAGGUGGAAGAACAAGCAGCUCGAGCAGGACUUCGACCGCCUCAAGGCUGCGUACGACGCGCUCGCCGCCGACCACCACGGCCUCCUCUCCGAUAAUGACCGCCUCCGGGCUCAGGUGAUCUCACUGACGGACAAGCUGGAAGGAAAUGAGACAUCACCAUCAGCAACUGCCACCAUGGCGCAAGAGGUUGAUCAGCCAGACGAUCACACUGUGGGAGCGACUGCAACAGUGCCGGCCCAGCAGCUCAAAGAAGACAUCCUCAGCAGUGGCACCAACGACAGCAGCAGCCCUGUGGUGAUCAACAUUGCCGAGGUCACCAACCAUAGCGGUGAGUCGGCCUAUAUCGCCAGGGAUUAUGGCUGCACUGGGCAGUAUGGCGUUGGUGCUCUCUCAUCGGAAGAGGAGGACGGCGGCGCAGUCAGCGACGAGGGUUGCAGCUUCCACUUACCGGACGCUAUCUUGGGCCCCGGGCUAGUCCAUAAUGUCACCGAGGAGGAGGUGCAGCUGGGCAACUGGACCUCCUGGUUCUGGAAUGAGUGAUCGGUGAUGGGUCCACACAUGAAAUGUCCAGAUCAAGACAUCUCCUCCAUCCUUUCUGCACCCUACAAAUUACUAUGUUCAUUAUGACGAUAUUAUGUCUUCAAGUGUUUUGGGUUAUGACUAUAUAUUACUCUUGUUGUAAGUAUAUGUUUCUGAAGGUGUUAUAUGUUGCGAUAAUAUGAUCUCGUCAUGGAAGUCAAACUAUUGGGAAAAGCUCCAGUGUUGAGCUGUGUGUAUUAGUAGCAUACUUCUUGUUUCGAUUAAGAAGUUCCAAUGUUGUCUAAAUAUAAAUUUCAUA